Scleropages formosus (Asian bonytongue) is the source of this 1785-nucleotide messenger RNA. RefSeq names its product hemogen (gene hemgn). NCBI's taxonomy places the organism in Eukaryota, Metazoa, Chordata, Actinopteri, Osteoglossiformes, Osteoglossidae. The coding region runs from base 779 to 1396 and encodes 205 amino acids. The transcript has 5 exons. The record is from RefSeq and is a predicted model, not a curated record.
UCGAGUAUGCAGAAUUUAAAUGUCUUUCUGCUUCAACUGCUUUCAGAGUUAAAUAUUUAAAAUAUUUAUUCAAGCUAUCUGUAAAACAUGCUUUUCGGCAGAGCUAAGAAACUCGCUGUCUUCGCAUUUGCAGGAAUGGAAGCUUGAAGCAAAGGGAUCCAGACAUGACCCCUGGGUUCCCUGAUUCAUCGAGCUAAUAUAUAACUAUAAUAAUAUAAUUGCACUCUAAUGGACUGGUGCUGCAGACAGGGUGUACCCUGCCUGUGCCCUGUGUUUCUGGGAUAGGCUCUGGGUCACCGCAGCCCUGCACUGUACCAGCGGUUGAUGAAAACACUACAUGGAAAAAAAAAAACAAUAUAAUAAGGUAAUGGCUCAACAAUAAAAAAUAUAGUUUACAAUCUGGGCUAAAUUUAUAUGACAGGAGUGUCCAGAGGUGCGGUACAGAUAAUGCACUUCUGCAACAAUGGCAAUGCUACAAAGGAUUUUGCUCCCACCUCCAAGUCAUAAUAAAAAUGUCUUUAUAUCUUAUGUAUAACAGCAUGGAACAGAGCAUGCAGCCUCGUGUGUACUUUCGCUGGCUGCGAAUCUGUGUGACACACCUGCGGAGGAUGGGUUCCCACUCACGGGCGGCGCACUUGACCCUGGUUGUUUGUACCAUGUCUAUCAGACACCGUGGGUCGAGUGCUUUCUCAGUCUGCUCUUGGUCUGCACUGCGCCUGCGAACAGCUACCGUGUUUCACCACACCGCUGGGAUCACGCACUGGACUCCAGGCUCGGUAUGGAGACACUGGAAAAAGAGGGUCUGAAGAAAGACUAUAAGGAACCAGAUGACAACCAAGAUGGUAUUCGCCGAAGACUGAGGGACAGAGAGCUCCUGAAGAAGAGGAAGGCAGAGGCAGAAGAGAAAGCAACUUACCAGUGGGUUCAUGGAGGGCAGAGCAAAAGGCAAAGAGUUCAGAGUGAGAAGAGCAGCUCUGGCAAAAUAGGGCGGCCGAGGAAAUCGGACCCCAAAGACCAGCUGCCGAAGGCCCAGGAGGAACCCCCUGUGGAGGCCUCCAAUGCAGGGGCGGCGGCCUCUCUGGAAGCCGGCCCUGUGGGAGUGCAGAUGUCCUCCCAAACUGUACCUUUACUCCCAUCACUUGCUCCUGUUCUCACUCAGCCCCAGCCAGAGGAGAUUCUCAUUCCCUCCCUGGCAGACACACUGGGGCUUGAGACCAAGAGCAGCCAACCAGUGGAGGUGGUUCUGAUCGAGGAUCUGGGUCCAGAUGAGAACGAGGACAUACCACCUCUCCCGGAGGACCUGCCUUCUGACCGGGGGACAAUCGAGGAGUUAUCUGACUGCUUCACAGCCAGUAACCAAAUGUUCUCCAUCCCAGCAACCUCCCUACCUUCCUAGGUAGAUAAUCUUUCACGAAGUCUCGUCUGAGAAACCACAGUUGUGAGACCUGCAGAGCGACACCUUCCGAGAGAGAAAUACCGCAGUAUUUGGGCAAAGAGGAAGUGCAGCCUGGGGCUCAUUGAACUCAUGAUGAGCCUUUGUGUCAACAGUGUGUAACAUUUCAUGUAUUACAUUUUAAGCAAUUCUGUUUUUGCAUUAAGUUUAAUUCUUUUAAAGAACAAAAAGCAAAAAAACCUGAGAGUUAUUUAUUUUUGGAUCAUUUACAAGCCUUUUUUCUGGAAGAUUGAAGUUGUGUGCUGGUGACCUGUCCUUCUACGCUCUAAAAAAGGUUUUUAGAUGCUCGCGUAAUUUGCAGAUUUAAAUAUUAUUGCCUUAUCUUUUAUGAA